This is a messenger RNA of Triticum turgidum subsp. durum (durum wheat), 1935 nucleotides long. NCBI's taxonomy places the organism in Eukaryota, Viridiplantae, Streptophyta, Magnoliopsida, Poales, Poaceae. The record is from the annotation of a GenBank genome assembly.
AUGGAGAACUUACAUCUGGAACCAAAGGAUCUGAAGUAUUCAUUAUUAGAAGAAGUUACGAAUGGAUUCUCCGAGGAGCACAAGGUUGGCACUGGUGGGUUCGGAGAAGUAUACAAGGGGGUGUUGGAUAACAGGCAAGAGAUCGCUGUGAAGAAGCUCCAUUACAUGCCAGGACUUAAUGAUGAGCAAUUCAAGCAUGAAUUUAAUAACCUCAUGAGGGUCCAACAUCAGAAUAUCAUCCGAUUAGUUGGCUACUGCUAUGAGAUACGCCAUAUACAUCAUGAACUCAAAGGAGAAUAUGUUUUUGCUAGAGUAGAAGAAAGAGCUCUCUGCUUCGAAUACUUGCGGGGUGGUAGCCUUGAUAGGCAUCUUUCUGAUGAAUUUUCUGGACUUGAUUGGCACACACGUUACAAAAUAAUUAAGGGAAUCUGUGAAGGAUUAAAUUACCUUCACAAGGGAUCGAAUGACCCUAUGUACCAUCUUGACUUGAAGCCUGCGAACAUAUUGUUAGAUGAGGAAAUGAUGCCAAAAAUAGGAGAUUUUGGUUUGUCAAGACUCUUUGCUUCAACAAAAACCUUUACCACAAAAAUACUUGCUGGAACACUGGCCUACAUGCCACCAGAGUACAUACAAAAGCGCCAAAUCUCCGAAAAGUAUGACAUAUUCAGCUUAGGUGUGAUAAUCAUAGAGAUAAUUGCGGGACCUCUGGGCCGUUUCAAAUAUGCAGAUAUGUCGUCUUCUGAAGAAUUUAUUCAGCAUGUAAACAAGAAUUGGAGGAAAAGGAUUGCUGAAGUAGAUUGUCGACAAGUCAAGAGAUGCAUCAAAAUAGCAGUAAAUUGUGUGGAUGCUGAUAAAGGCAAUAGGCCUACUAUAGAGGAUGUUAUCCAUGAACUGAAAGAAGGAGAAGAGCAGGACAAGUCCCAGGAGCCAGUAGUUACUAGGCUUGGGCCUUGGGGUGGAAAUGGAGGAAUGGCUUAUGACAUCACAGUAACACCCCACCGUCUGAAAAGUGUGACAAUUUACAGUGGCAUUAUAGUUGAUCAACUUAAGUUCUCAUAUACUGAUCAUAGUGGACAUCAGCGCAAUGUUGGUCAGUGGGGUGGUUCAAUGAGCGGUGAUGGGUAUACGAUUAAGCUUCAGCCAUCGGAGUUUCUGACGGAAAUGGCUGGAACAAUCGGCACAUUUUUCAGAACUCACUCCAACAAUGUUAUAACAUCGCUGGCACUGGUCACCAAUCAGGAUAGAUAUGGACCUUUCGGGCGCGGAGGAGGAAGUCGAUUCCGCGUCCCAAUGGAAAGAAAUUCCAACAUUGUUGGCUUCUUUGCGCGCGCAGGGAGCCAUCUCGAUGCAAUUGGCGUGUAUGUGAGUCGCAUCAGUCACACCACCGAUCAUGAUGGAGAGGAGGUGGUCUCUUGUCCAGGAGAAGAGCAGGAGGAGUCUCAGGAGCCCGUGGCUACUAAGCUUGGGCCUUGGGGAGGAAAUGGAGGAACGGCUUACGACAUCACAGUCGCACCCCACCGUCUGGAAAGCGUGACAGUUUACAGUGGCGUUAUAGUUGAUGUACUUGAGUUUUCAUAUACUGAUCAUAGUGGGCAUGAGCACAAUGUUGGUCCGUGGGGUGGCCCAUGGGAGGGCAAUGCUGGGCAUAAGAUUAAGCUUCGGCCGUCGGAAUUUGUGACAGAAAUUUCUGGAACAGUCGGCAGAUUCGGCAGAUCGUAUUCCAACGUUAUAACAUCGCUGACGAUGGUCACCAAUGAGGGUACAUAUGGACCUUUCGGGGAAGGGCGAGGAAGUCCGUUCCGCAACCGAGUGGAACGCAAUUCCAAAAUGGUUGGCUUCUUCGCGCGCGCGGGGAGAUAUCUUCAUGCAAUUGGCGUAUAUGUGAAACCCGUCCAUCACACCCCUGAUCAUGGUGGAGAGGAAGCGAUCUCUUGA